AUGGUGGAUGUCCAUCGGAGGGAGAUUUUGUUUGCUUUGUGUGAGAAGGUAAGUUCUGGCCAAGAAGGCAUACUGGAAGCCCUAGCAGCCACCGCCAACAAAGAAACGCUGGAGUCAGACACCGUCUAUGCUGUCCUUUCUGCUGCUUGGGUUCAGCAUCGCUGGACCAGUGUGAUGGACAUUUUUCUGAACAUUUUGAAUGUGCUGAUGCUGUGUAUCACCUCGCUCGAUUAUCGCACUCCGAACUCCGUGAUACCACCGGGGACGGUGGUGAUGGUUCUGACGAUCCUCCAUAUAAAAGAGGCGACUGAGUGGCUUUUUGAAUGUUUCCGCGGAUGCUCCGGCUCUAUAUUAGGCUUGAUGGAAUGCGCACAGGGUAGAUUUCAGAAGGCAGCACCUGUUUUCACUAGCAGCGAUUUUGUGCUGGAUACUGUGUACUGCAUCACGGGACAAAUUGUGAUCAGCCAGCAACUGGGCAUUCUGGACUUGCACGACACCGUAGCCAAGCGGUGGAUUGCUUUCUUCAGUGGGAUGGCAUGGCUUCGGAUGCUUUACAGCAUGAGAGGAGAAACGUGGCUCGGACCCAGACUCCUCCCAAUUUUGGCCGCAAUCAAAGACACCGCUGCCUUCUUCUUUAUUACCACGGUCUGUGUGUUAGCCUUGGCCCAUGCCUACUAUCAAAUGUCGCUGCGUGACGAUGAUCCCUUUCCCAUUUAUGCAUCACUGCUUCAAACCUUUCGUCUUGGCAUCAUGGGCGAUUUCAACCUUUUCGAGCUGGAGGGGAAGGAUGUCGAAUAUGACCGCAUCAUAGACGGCGAGUCUGAGAGAUGGGUACCGCAAGACCCAGAUCCUGGUCAAGACUACAUCUACGUCCACCUGAUGUUCUACGUAGCAAGCGUCGGACUGGCAGUUGUGCUCAUGAAUAUUUUCAUCGCGGUGUUGGGCCAAAACCUGGAGCUGUUUCAAGAUCAGGCCGCUCAGCUCUUUGCCAGAGCAAGGGCGAGGAUGCUCCUGGAGCAUCACAAGCGUCCCUGGGCCCGGCUGUGGCGCAGAUGUAUGUCCCGCAAGGGAUCACUGGACCCAGACCGGUUCGAGUACUCUGCGGAUCACUUGAGCGCACCCUGCGUGCUCAGCUUGAGCCUCUUACCUUUG
This is a messenger RNA of Symbiodinium pilosum, 1152 nucleotides long. Lineage: Eukaryota; Dinophyceae; Suessiales; Symbiodiniaceae. The record is from the annotation of a GenBank genome assembly.